This is a messenger RNA of Necator americanus (New World hookworm), 240 nucleotides long. RefSeq lists its product as uncharacterized. Bases 1 to 240 code for a protein of 79 amino acids. The transcript is spliced from 2 exons. The record is from RefSeq and is a predicted model, not a curated record. NCBI's taxonomy places the organism in Eukaryota, Metazoa, Nematoda, Chromadorea, Rhabditida, Ancylostomatidae.
AUGUUGGAACGCAUACUUUCGAGCACGGCUUUGUUGAAUCCCGUCCGGUUUUUCGUUGUUGUUGUCAAAAAUACAACGCUGUCAUUCACAGGAAAUUACUAUUUCUUCUUCAAAAACAGUGUUUUUGCGACAGCAGCGGUCCAGUCAGCCCCGUGGGAGAACAUCUGCGUUAAGCCCGUGUUUCCGUUGAACGUACACUUUCGACCACGAGCUGUUGAAGUGGUGAUUGAAGAUUUUUGA